AUGACUGCUUGGAGUUUAUUGAAUAAUGAUCAAAAUAUUGAACAAGGAUUUUUAAAAACCGACACAGAAUUUGAUAAAUCAUGUGCUGGAGUUGAUGACAGUGGUUCAACAGCUACCACACUUACUGUAAAAAGAAUUGGAAAAGAUAAAUUGGAAGUCAUUUGUGCAAAUGCUGGUGAUUCCAGAACUGUAUUACAUUAUAAGGGAAAGACAGAGCCAAUGAGCUAUGACCACAAACCCCAAGUCAACAGUGAAAAGGCCAGAAUUUCAAAGGCAAAAUCGUAUGUGGAAUUUGGUAGAGUAAACGGUACUUUGGCUGUUUCAAGAGGUUUUGGAGAUUUGAGUUAUAAGAAAUACGACAAGUUGCCACAGGAAGAACAAGCUGUCAUUCCACUUCCUGAAGUUAAGAGAGUUGUUGUUGAUUUGAAUGAUAAUAGUGAAUAUAACUUUGCUGUUUUGGCAUGUGACGGUGUCUGGGAUGUCAUGUCAAAUGCUGAUGCAACAAACUUCGUCUUGCAACGAUUGAUUGAACAAAAGAAUGGCACAUACAAACGUUUAACCUACCCAGGUGACCCACCUCAACAACCAUCUUCUGCUCAUGGAUCUGAACAUUCUGGAUUUGAUGCACCAGAAAAUCAAUCACCAACACCUGGAAAAUUUGAUUUAGGAUCAAUUUGUGAGGAUGUACUAGAUCAUUGUGUUAGGGGACUUGACAGCAAAGACAAUGUUUCUGUAAUUAUAGUACUUUUCCAAAGAGAUGAUGACUACGUUCCUCCUCAAGCAAUCAAUCUACCACCAAACCAUUUUGCAAAUAAAUAA
This is a messenger RNA of Naegleria gruberi, 819 nucleotides long. RefSeq lists its product as uncharacterized. The coding region runs from base 1 to 819 and encodes 272 amino acids. NCBI's taxonomy places the organism in Eukaryota, Heterolobosea, Eutetramitea, Acrasida, Naegleriidae. Gene Ontology annotation, molecular function: protein serine/threonine phosphatase activity. Gene Ontology annotation, biological process: protein dephosphorylation. The transcript has a single exon. The record is from RefSeq and is a predicted model, not a curated record.